This is a messenger RNA of Fraxinus pennsylvanica, 534 nucleotides long. Lineage: Eukaryota; Viridiplantae; Streptophyta; Magnoliopsida; Lamiales; Oleaceae. The record is from the annotation of a GenBank genome assembly.
AUGGCGGAAGAACAGAAAUGGCAAGAGCCUGCCGGAGGACACCUGCCGUGCGCAAAUAGUUGUGGCUUUUUUGGCAGCCCUACAACUCUUAAUCUUUGUUCCAAGUGUUAUAAAGACUAUUGCGUCAAGGAAGGGGAAACGAAAGAAGCCAAAAUCGCCAUGGAAAAAACGCUCAAUCAAUCGGAAUCCUCCUCAUUUUCAACUCCUUCAAGGCAAGAAUCAGUUAAUUAUACAAUUAAUCCGCACAUGAUACUAGAAAAGGUUCCGAUUUCCGCCGAAGCGGUGGCUGAAACUGAAAAAUCCGACACCUCCGUGGCCGUGGCGGCGCCGAAGCAGAUUAAACCUAACAGGUGCGCCGGUUGCCGGAAGCGCUUGGGUCUCACGGGAUUCAAGUGCAGGUGUGGGGUCAUGUUCUGUGGAUCCCAUAGGUAUCCUGAACAACAUGAUUGUACGUUUGAUUACAAGCAAUUGGGGAGGGACUCCAUUGCCAAGGCCAACCCUAUCGUCAAGGCUGAGAAGCUUGGCAAGAUCUGA